UAUCACGCGUCUGUCGUGUUCGAAAUUGGUGAUGCAAGUCCUCCUUCAACGAUACAUACACACAAACACAUACGUUUCUUCUCUUAAUACAAACAUAUCUCUCUCUCUCUCUCUCUCUCUCUCUCGUCUCUCUCUCUCGCUGUGGACUAAUCGCUUAAUUAAGAUCCAAAACAUCUCUGCAUUCACACUGUACUCACUAGAUCGAUACACGCACAGAUAGAUACAGAUACAGAUACAGUGCGUCAAGUGCAGUGUCGGUGCUAUGGGAGGCGUGCCGUCGACGCCGCGGUGGAGCAGCAAUGCGCGGCCGCAGGACACGGCGGAGUACCUGAUCGGAACUUUCAUCGGAGGCAAGUCGUUUCCGAUUACGUCGGAGUUCUGGCAGCAGUUGCUGCAGCUUCCGGUUGAUCUCCGCUGGCCUUCGCAUCGUGUCAACGAAGCUUGCGAAGUUUUCUCACAGAACAAUUGCCUCACAAGGCACCUUGCUAAGAUCUUGAUACACCUAGGAUGGUGCUUACAGGAGUUAGUUACUUCUUCUGGUGUGCCAUCUGUGGCGCUGAACAAUGCUAUAAAUGCACUUCGCAUCUCAUCUGUUUUCCUCAAGCACUUGAUUGAAAAUUCAAAAGGUAAUAUAUAUGAGGAACUAUUCCUGUCGGUGGAUGGCAUUGAGGCACUUCCUGAUAGUUUCCCCAAAGAUCAAAGUAUAGAACAUUUUGUUUUUCAUGGCGGUCUUAGAUUUAUUGGAUCAGUAGAUGUAAGUUUGGACACAUAUAUCCUCCACCAUGAAUUACUCAACUUCAUGCUUGUCGCCAUGUCAACUCAGCUUCUUUCUGGGCCGUCACCAGGACCAGACGACGCCCACCCAUUUACAGAUGCAGCAAUGGUUCAGAAAGAAUAUAUAGUUGGUCUAGUCGUUCGCAGGCUGCUAGUUAACUAUAUUACUCGGCCUCAGUUUCCUUCUAAUAUAGCUUCUUACGCUAUAAUUGCGGAAGACAGUCAUCCUGGUGUUCUGCAGAGAGUUGGUUCUGCUGCCGCAAAUCUGGUGAUGCUGCCGUUCUCUUUCAUUGUCAGUCCAAGCGGUGAAACUUCGAAAAGUCCAUUAGCUGAGAGCAGUCUUAAUAUAUUACUUACUCUCAUCCACUUCCGGAGAUGUGUUACAGUGGAACCUGGGAAAUUAAAGUCUGAUGACAAUGGAAAUUCAGAUUCUCCUCUGAAAGAAGAAAUCUAUCUCACUGAAAAUCCUUACUGCAAGGCUUUGGAAUAUGCAAGGGAUGUUGAAUUUGAUCGUGCUGAUAUUGAAGGAAAUGCACAUAGUGGUCCUUCUAUACCUUUUGCUUCCCUCUUCGAUGUUCUUGGCAUGUCAUUGGCAGAUGAAGGUGCUGUUCUUCUACUGUACUCUCUAGUACACGGAAAUGCAGCCUUUCUUGAGUAUGUCUUGGUGCGAACAGAUCUGGAAACAUUGCUGAUACCAUUGCUGGAGACAUUAUAUGAUCCUGCAAGUAGGAGAUCCAAUCAAAUCUAUAUGGUGCUGGUCAUCCUUCUUAUACUAAGCCAGGACUCCUCUUUUAAUGCCAGUGUUCACAAGCUGGUUCUCCCUACUGUCCCAUGGUACAAAGAGCGCCUUCUUCAUAAUAGUUCUCUUGGUUCUCUUAUGGUCAUAAUCCUUAUAAGAACUCUGAAGAACAACCAGUCUAAACUGCGGGAUGUGUAUCUCCAUACAAAUUGUCUAGCAACUUUGGCAAACAUGGCACCUCAUGUCCAUCACCUCAGUGCAUAUGCUUCGCAACUUUUAGUUAGCUUAUUUGACAUGCUUUCACGAAGAUACUCAAAAUUAGCAGAGAUGAAAAAUAGCAAGAUGCAUUCUUUCAAUGUGGAACUAAAGGACGGUGACAUCCUGCCAGACGACAUGGUGUCCUCGGAACUGCAUAUUUACACAGACUUCUUGAGGAUCGUACUUGAAAUAUUAAAUGUGAUUCUGACUUAUGCCUUGCCGCGGAACCCUGAGGUUGUUUAUGCGAUGUUACAGCGGCAGGAGAUAUUUCUGCCUUUCAAGUCUCACCCACGCUUUAAUGAGUUGCUUGAGAACAUUUUCACUGUAUUAGAUUUUUUCAAUAGUCGCAUAGAUGCCCACAAAUUGGAAGGCGAAUGGUCAGUGGAGAAAGUACUGCAAGUCAUAAUUCUCAAUUGCAGAUCAUGGCGAGGUGAAGGAAUGAAGAUGUUCACUCAACUACGCUUUACAUAUGAACAAGAGAGUCACCCUGAGGAAUUCUUCGUUCCUUAUGUGUGGCAAAUUGUUUUGGCUCGCAGUGAUUUCAGCUUCAAUCCCAAGAGCAUAAAUCUAUUUCCAGUUGACCUCCCUGAGGAAGGACAGAAUAGUUAUGCAUCUGUGGAAGCUGAUAAGGGUGAAAACAAUGUAGAUGACAGAGAAGUUCAACCUGCUGAAGCUGUAUGACUUGUAUAAUCUUACUAGACAAGCAAGUUUCCAGAGGAUAUGUGUAAAAGUAAGUAUACAUGAACUAGUAAAGAAGCAUCCUCUUAUUCUUUUAUAUGUAUGUACAUAUAUCUCCAUCUAUACAGGGUCUUCUGUCAUAGGGUAUUACACGAUAGAGUGAGUAAAUUCCCUUAAGGGUAAAUAUCCCCUUCCAUUUUUGUGACAUAAUUGCCUAUACAGGGAAAUGUUUACCAUCUAGUUUUCCAGAAUAAUGUAUCUUAAGGUCAGUGCAGCUAGGUGUAGUGUGAAGAAAUAUUAAAAUUUCUUUGGUAUAUCUUAAUGGAAGUAUGGUCUUCUAAGCUUAUUA
Daucus carota subsp. sativus is the source of this 2798-nucleotide messenger RNA. RefSeq lists its product as uncharacterized. The coding region runs from base 263 to 2452 and encodes 729 amino acids. The record is from RefSeq and is a predicted model, not a curated record. Gene Ontology annotation, biological process: Golgi organization. The transcript is spliced from 18 exons. Gene Ontology annotation, cellular component: Golgi apparatus. Lineage: Eukaryota; Viridiplantae; Streptophyta; Magnoliopsida; Apiales; Apiaceae.